Molecule: messenger RNA, 243 nt
Organism: Pyricularia oryzae 70-15
Lineage: Eukaryota; Fungi; Ascomycota; Sordariomycetes; Magnaporthales; Pyriculariaceae
Exons: 2
Coding region: 1-243 (80 amino acids)
Source: RefSeq, a predicted model, not a curated record
AUGUUCAACUGGCAGAUCGAGAAAAGAGAUCAUGCCGUUCUUGCAGAUGAGCACAACAUCAAGAAUAUGCUUUUCCUCUUACCAUGCUACCAAGCCCUUGAGCCCUUUGACAGUGAUUUAUAUGCGCAAUGUGCCGAUACUGGAACGAAUCUUGGUGCUGGCUGCGUUCGCCUCAGACCGGAUAAUGUUUGGCUCGGGAUAUCCUGCCUUGAGGUGGACUUCUUCGAUCCUUGCUAUCUUUGA